Nerophis lumbriciformis (worm pipefish) is the source of this 2939-nucleotide messenger RNA. The record is from RefSeq and is a predicted model, not a curated record. NCBI's taxonomy places the organism in Eukaryota, Metazoa, Chordata, Actinopteri, Syngnathiformes, Syngnathidae.
UAUCAACACAUCGCUAAGCAGAUAAAAUGUUCAAAGUGCAAAUAUUGAGAGUGUUGGGAAAUCGGCGACUGUUGAAGAAAGAACGGUAGCAGAGUACAAGAGGGAACUUUCUCGAACAACAGGAGAGGAAGCGACAACGUCGACUACUGGACGCUGUUUUCAAGAAGAUCAUCUUCUCCCUGAGCAGCAGGAGUGGUCAUCCAGUAUGGAACAGGAGGAGCCACAGCCCCUUCAAAUUAAAGAGGAGGAGGAGCCACAAGCCCCUUAUUUUAAAAUGGAAGAAGAGAAGCCAAUGCGUCCUCAAUUUAAAGAGGAAAUGGAGGAGCAACAUCCACCCUUCAUUAAAGAAGAGGAGUUACAGCCUCCUUGCAUUGAGAAAGAUGAGGUGCCACACUCCCCUGCAGGAAAGAGGAAGAGGAGGACCCGCAAAGGUGGAAGUGAUGAGAAGGAAGAGGUGGAGCCUCCAACUCCACACAUGACAACAGAAGCUGAUGGAGACCACAAGCUCUUAGCUCCACUAUCAGAUAGUGACGACAUGACGUCACACUCUCCUGACACUGAUGGUGAAGAAGAUGAUGAAGACCCUCAAGUUGACAGGACCUGUCACACUGACAACACAGGCUUGAAAUGCUCUUACUGUGACAAAACCUUUAACCAGCGUGGUCGCCUUAACGUGCACACGAGAAUACACACUGGAGAAAAACCAUUCAUGUGCUCAGUUUGUAGUAAAAGAUUUUCCCAGAAAUCUAAUUUGACAAGACACGUAAGUGUACACAGUGCGGAAAAACCAUUUAUAUGUUCAGUCUGUGGCAAACGUUUUGUGCGAAAUCAAGAUGUGAAGUCACACAUGAGGGUGCACGCCGCAGACAAACCGUUUAUAUGUUCGGUCUGUGGCAAAGGUUUUGUGCAAAAUCACAAUUUGAAGCUACACCUGAGAACACACACUGGGGAAAAACCGUUCGUGUGCUCAGUUUGUAGUAAAAGAUUCUCACAGAAAGGGAGUUUAAUAAUACACACAAGAAUGCACACCGGGGAAAAACCUUUCAUGUGCUCAGUUUGUAGCGAAGGAUUCUCCCGCAAAGCAAAGUUGAUACAGCACACAAAAAUGCACUCUGGGAAUUACAAACAUUUUAUUUGCUCAGUCUGUGGUAAAGGUUUCGUGCGGAAUUGGGAAUUGAAAUUACACACGAGAACACACACUGGACACAGACCCUUUAUAUGUUCAGUCUGCGGUAAAGGUUUUACACAAAAUUGCGAUUUGAAAAUACACACGAGAACGCACACUGGAGAAAAACCAUUCAUGUGCUCAGUUUGUAGUAAAAGAUUCUCCCAGGAAGCGAGUUUGCGAAAACACGUCACAAUGCACACAGGUGAGAAACCUUUUAUGUGUUCCGUGUGCGGUAAAGGUUUCACACAAACUUGGGACUUGAAAAGGCACACGAGAACACACACCGGAGAGAAAGUGUUGAGUUGCAGUGUGUGUGAUGAAAGAUUCACUUAUGAGUACCAGUGUAAGAAACACAAGUGUGCUGGUGAGAACAGCAGCAGCAAAUGAAGCGGCAGGAUUUAAAAAACUGUCCAAACUUGUACUUUGACUUGCUAACAUCACCAAAUAUAUCCUGUGUGACAUCAUUGAUGUGUGUGUAACACAAUCUUGUUAAUAAGCUUCUAACAUUUAGAGAUUAUAUUUAUUUUGGAUUAGUGGUGUUAUUUCCAUCAAGUAUGUGCAUUCGGAAAAUAAAAUUAAAUAGCACUUUUUGUUAACAGUAGAAAAGAAAGUCAUACAUAAAAGAGAUGGAGAAGUAAGAAAAAGAGUAGAAAAUACCACAAUUUUGACUGCAAUACUCGAUGAUGAAAUCAAUGAAAUCUCAUCAAAUAUACAACAUAAGGUGGCAAAGGUUUUUCAAUAAUGAAAUAACAUGUUUUACAUGAGAAAUCUCUUCAUAAUCUCUACUGCCCGCUAGUGUUGCCAUAUCUGUGCUACGGUGUAGAAAUAUGGGGAAAUAACUACAAAAUGACGCUUCAUUUACUAACCGCGUUACAAAGCUGGUUGGUUAGAAUAAUAUUGGAUAUAGAAAAUCUUCGAAGCCUUUGUUUAAUUAAUUAAAUAAAAUUGAAAUUCAAGGCUAAAAUUAUGCACAAAGCAAACUAUAACUUGCUACCCAAGAAUAUACAAUCAUUAUUUUCAACAAAAGUGGGAGAAAUUAACACAAAACAAAUUUAACUUAAGCAUUUGUAUGCACGUACAACACUUAAAACCUUCAGUAUACAGAAUUCAAAUUUGGAAUAGAUUAUUAAACAAUGUCCGAAUAUGAUUCAGUUUCAAAAAGUGUUUAAACUCCCAAGCAUUUACAAGGUGAAAGGAAGAAGAAUUCUGAUGAACAUCUUGAACGUUAUUAAAAAUUAAAUGAUAUUCUUCUUAUGAAAAUAUUAACAGACUUAACCAUUUAUCUAAGAACUAUUGAAUUGAUGUAUAUUCCGUCCUACUUGUGCGUGACGUAAACAAGUCGACAGAUAGUUAAAAUGAAGAUCCCAAGAAAAAGGAAGAAAGAGUCUUUUAUCUUUAAGAAGCUUCAGGGGUUUUUCACAGAGAAUACACUUUUCUUUCCCUCUUGUCUAAUUGGUCAUUUCUUUCUUUUCUCUUUUCCUGGUUUUUGUUUCGUUUACUUUUCUUGUACAACUGUAUAAAGAGACACAAAAUAUAUGUCAAAUAAACAUUACUAAGUAACUGGAUGAGGCACUUCCUGAAGGAAAUGCGUGUGAAUGCUCCAAUGCUGAAGUUGAACUGGAAUGCAGACAUAAUGUAGUAUGAAUGUAAGAAUAGUUUGAAUGUUGAAGAGUUUGAAUUUCCAGGAAAACCAGAAUUUGAUUUGCAACUUGGGAAGGUGUUAGUUUGAAUGUCCAGGAUGAGCGGAAUGUGUUGAUGUUGGAAUGGUUUG